Molecule: messenger RNA, 1095 nt
Organism: Salvia hispanica
Lineage: Eukaryota; Viridiplantae; Streptophyta; Magnoliopsida; Lamiales; Lamiaceae
Source: RefSeq, a predicted model, not a curated record
AUGCCGCCUAGACGCAACGUGAGGAACGGGGAACCUACCUCCCAGGCUUCGGUGGAAGAAAGUGUGACGCAACCAAGGCCGCCGUCACCACCACCACCUCCCCGAGUAGAUAGGGAAGUCGUGAAACUUUUCCUUGACCAAAAGCCUCCCACCUUCGACGGGAGGGUCGAACCUGCAAAAGCUGAAACCUGGAUACGUGCCUUAGAGCGCAUCUUCAAGACAUUAGUAUGCAACGAUGCGGAAAAGAUGAUCUGCGUGACGCACCCGCUGACCGGAUCCGCCGAUUUUUGGUGGGAUACUAAGUUAAAGACCAUGCCCCAGGAUCGCAUAGACGAGAUGACUUGGGAGGAAUUCAAGACCGAUGUGUAUGACAAAUACGUACCCAAGAGCUACCGCAAGGCAAAAGCUGCCGAGUUUCACAACCUCACCCUUGGACGUCUGUCCGUGACCGAAUAUGACAGCGCACUUUGUGACAUGACCCGCUAUGCGCCGAAACAGACGGAUACCGAUGAGAAGCUGGCCGAUAAGUUUCGAGAGGGCCUUAGGCACGAGAUUAGGAUGGCAUUGGCAGUCCGUGGAACCCUUACGUACGCCAAGGCGCUGGCCCUCGCACUGGAUGUAGAGGAAGCAAUGCCAAAGGAGAGGAGUGCAGGGAACACUCCAACGGCACUACCCCCGCCACGCCCUAACCACGACAAGAGGAGGUGGGACGAGAGUAGGAUUCCCUAUGACAACAAGCGAUACCGCCCCGCUCAGAACAGGCCGCCGUACGGAGGAGGACAGACUUCGUUCAAUCCGAGGAGCGACCCCCGUGCCAGACCACCCCAGCGUAACGUUUGCGCCAAGACCCAUUUCGGGGAGUGUAGAGGACCAAACCCGACUAGUUGCUUCAACUGUGGAGGGAACGGUCAUUUCUCUAGGGAGUGCCUGUGUAGGAACGUAGGAACCGGGUCGAGGCAGAACCAUCAGGGCUUCCAUCAGCAGCCGAGGGCGCCACCGACGGGCUCGGGAGUGAACCGGAGUCAACCACCGCGGCUGCAGCAGCCAGUCCGUCCAAGACUUCCCGCCCCGGCUAGAGCGUACGCCAUUAGCUAG